AAUUACAGUGAGGAAGCUCCUCUCUCCCAUUCAUGCUGAGUUUCCCCAAAGCAAAUGCAGCGCCGGACGGUGAUGGGAAGCGCUGCCAUAUGGCACCCAGCCCCAGCAGGUAGCCCUGAGCCUUACCUUGAACUCCAGGAGCAGCAGGGCAGGCAGGGGGGGUUACCCUCCACCUAAGACGCUUGGGGAGGAGUUGCCACUGCAGUUGCUGAAGGAGACAAGUAGCCCCCACACUCAGUCUGUAGUCAUUGCUCCCAUGAGCCUCUCUGGGCCACCCUUGGCUCCCAACUCCCUGCAGGCUGGAGAAUGUGCCACCCAGUGGGAGUUGGUGACUGCCCCAGGGACUUUGCUGAUGGCCUCUCUGGGGAGAAGGAGAUAAGAAGGGGUGAGUGUAGGAGAACCCUACCAGAAUGACUUACUGAGCCCCAUUCCAUGGAGAGUUAACAUGACUUUUACAGACCUGACCAAUGACAGUGUGGGAAACCACACGGAACCCCACAUUAGAGGGGAUAAUGACACUGAGGACCAUGCCAACGGGACCUCCCUGAGUCUGGCCUUGGACCUGCCGGCUCUAAGUGUCGGGAUCGUCCUGGCUGUCUUCAUCCUCUUUGCCAUAGUGGGCAACAUCAUGGUCAUCUUGUCGGUGGCUUGCAACAGGCAGCUGCAGACAGUCACCAACUACUUUAUCGUCAACCUGGCCAUCGCCGACCUUCUGCUCAGCACCACGGUGCUGCCUUUCUCCGCCACCCUGGAGGUGCUGGGCUUCUGGGCGUUCGGAAGGGUCUUCUGCGACAUUUGGGCAGCGGUGGAUGUCCUCUGCUGCACUGCGUCCAUCAUGAGCCUCUGCGUCAUUUCUAUAGACAGGUAUGUCGGGGUGAAGUACUCGCUGAAGUACCCCACCAUCAUGACCGAGAAGAAAGCUGUGGUCAUCCUCAUCCUGCUCUGGUUGUCUUCUAUGGUCAUCUCCAUCGGACCUCUCCUGGGCUGGAAGGAGCCUCCACCUCCAGAUGACAGCAAGUGUAGCAUCACAGAGGAGCCGGGAUACGCUCUCUUCUCUUCCCUCUUCUCCUUCUACCUGCCCCUCUUGGUCAUCCUUGUCAUGUACUUCAGAGUCUACAUAGUGGCCAGGAGGACUACCAAGAGCCUGGAGGCUGGGGUGAAGAAGGAAAGGAACAAGUCCAUGGAGGUGGUGCUCAGGAUCCACUGUAGAAGUGUCCUAGAGGAGUCCAGCUCCAGUACCAGGAACCACAAGGGUCAUACCUUCAGGAGCUCCCUGUCCGUCAGACUCCUCAAAUUCUCCAGGGAGAAGAAGGCCGCCAAGACCUUGGCCAUCGUGGUUGGGGUGUUCAUCCUCUGCUGGCUCCCCUUCUUCCUUAUCCUACCGCUGGGGUCGUUUUUCCCCGCUCUGAAGCCCACGGACUCUGUCUUCAAGGUGAUCUUCUGGCUGGGCUACUUCAACAGCUGCGUCAAUCCCAUAAUAUACCCGUGUUCAAGCAAAGAGUUCAAGCGGGCGUUCAUCCGAAUACUAAAGUGCCAGUGCCGGCGGCGGAGGCGGCCCAUUUGGCGGGUCUACGACCAUCAGUGGAGAACGUCCAUGACCAGCUCGGGCAGAGGGUCCGACGGGGAACAUCACCCCAACUUUACUCCCAUUAACUCUUCCUUCAUUUUCAACCCCGGCAACCACGGCAUCGCCGGCAAGCGGAAAAACACGGAUUUCAGGCGGUGGAAGUUCAUUUCCCCGUUCCAGAGACCGUCCUCUCAGCUGAAGGAGAAAAUGAACAGCCUUUCCCACAAAAUCCGGAGCGGCUCCAACAGGAGCAACUCGUCUGCUGCUUACAAGAGCGAGGUGGAGUCCAUCUCUAUGGCCGUGUCCAAUGACUUCACGGAGCUGGACUACCAGAUGUACGACGUGACGGACUGCUGCGGCCUCAGAGAGACGGACAUUUAGCCGGAGUUCCUUAGCGUCGGGUUGGAGUUUUUUUUUUCAGUGGUCGGAAUAAACAUGGUUAUCUGUGUCAGUGAGAUAAAGGGGCUCAUUUGCUAACUAGGCAUAAGGCGCGCCAACAACAAAAUGGUGGCUGCUGUGACUUGUAGGCACCACUUGGGGAAAUCUUGCCCAGAGUAUGGCAGUGAAUAUAUUAGAGGGGGAAUGGCUGGGUGCGACCACUAUUAGUGGGGUGUAGGGGACAACCCAGUCAGGUGCCCUGUGGUAAAAAACAAAAACAUGUAAUUAGCAGGUUGGGGCAUUUGGGAGAUUGGGCAGGAUAGGACAGGGCUGGGGCCUCCUUCUACUUGUUGGCAGGAGCCACCAUCCAGGGGGCCAAAGAUACCGGUGGGCCAAUAACUGGCACAUAUUAGCUUGGGGCCCCCAUGGUUACUGAUGGCACCCCCGGGUACGAUGCAGACGUCAACUGUAUUUGUGAAGUCAUAGUGAUGUAAGCCAAUCACGUCAAUCACCCACUGUCAGUAAUUUGCACCCAAAACCUAUUUACUCGCUCCGAGGGGCAUAUUUAUAUAUAGGCACCCGAGGGCCAGUGUCUAGGGCAGGGGGGCCAGGAGAGGGAGGAUUUGUGGCGUGUGUAGCGUGGCGUCAAAAUGUUUGGAUACGCCCACUUUGUUUGGCCAAUGAGAGCCCCCCUGAGUCCCACCCACGCUGUCUUUUUCCUGCCCCUCUGCCUCCGUUUACCUGCAACUUCCAAAACCAGGGGUUAAAUUGUUGGGGGGGCGGCCUCAGGGUAGGACAGGAGGGGAGGAUGUUGGGU
This is a messenger RNA of Xenopus tropicalis (tropical clawed frog), 2762 nucleotides long. It is a transcript of the gene adra1d, whose product is annotated as adrenoceptor alpha 1D. Gene Ontology annotation, biological process: G protein-coupled receptor signaling pathway; signal transduction. NCBI's taxonomy places the organism in Eukaryota, Metazoa, Chordata, Amphibia, Anura, Pipidae. Gene Ontology annotation, cellular component: caveola; nuclear membrane; cytoplasm. Gene Ontology annotation, molecular function: G protein-coupled receptor activity; alpha1-adrenergic receptor activity; adrenergic receptor activity. The record is from RefSeq and is a predicted model, not a curated record. The transcript has 2 exons. Bases 446 to 1948 code for a protein of 500 amino acids.